Molecule: messenger RNA, 1739 nt
Organism: Labrus bergylta (ballan wrasse)
Lineage: Eukaryota; Metazoa; Chordata; Actinopteri; Labriformes; Labridae
Source: RefSeq, a predicted model, not a curated record
AUGCUGCCCCGCUGUGCACUUAGUGUGUGUCAUGUGCUUAUGUUGGUGCUGUGUCUGUCUUCGGCUGAGGACUUCGACUGGACAAAGAACGACCACGGCUCCUUCUAUUAUGGCACUUUUCCAGCUGGAUUUUCGUGGGGUGCCGGCAGUUCAGCCUAUCAAACAGAAGGAGCCUGGGACAAAGAUGGAAAAGGACUGAGCAUCUGGGACGUGUUCAGUCAUAAGAAAGGCAAAAUCCAACAAAAUGACACUGGGGAUUCAUCCUGUGAGGGCUACCACAAAGUCAGGGAUGAUGUUUCUUUGAUGAAGGAGCUGAAGCUCAACCACUAUCGCUUCUCCAUAUCCUGGCCAAGACUCAUCCCCACUGGCAUCAAGUCUGACCAUAUAAAUGAAAAGGGAAUACAGUACUAUGAUGAACUUAUCGACCAACUGCUGGAGAACAAGAUCACUCCCAUUGUCACUCUGUAUCAUUGGGAUCUUCCACAGGUUCUUCAAGAGAAGCAUGGUGGAUGGCAGAAUAUAAGCAUGGUUAAUCAUUUUAAUGAAUUUGCCAACCUUUGCUUUGAAAGAUUUGGCAGUAGAAUCAAAUACUGGAUCACUUUCAACAACCCAUGGUCCAUAGCUGUUGAAGGCUAUGAGACAGGGGAGCAUGCUCCUGGACUGAGGUUAAAAGGAACAGGGGCGUAUAAAGCUGCCCAUCACAUAAUCAAGGCACAUGCUAGAGUUUGGCACACUUACGAUACCCAAUGGAGGGCAAACAAAAAAGGUCUGGUUGGGAUCUCUCUGUCUGGAGACUGGGGAGAGCCGGUGGAUCUCAGCAACCAGAAAGACAUAGAAGCAGCUGAGAGAUAUGUUCAGUUCUACCUAGGCUGGUUUGCGACACCUAUAUUUCAUGGAGACUACCCUCAGGUGAUGAAAGACUUCAUUGGAAGGAAAAGUGUCCAACAGGGCCUUGGCACAUCUCGCCUGCCAACAUUUUCACCCCAAGAAAAGAGCUACAUCAAAGGCACCUGCGACUUCCUCGGGAUCGGUCAUUUCACCACCCGCUACAUCACCCAAAAGAACAACCCGUCAGGUCGCAGCAGCAGCAGCUACUUCACGGACCGCGACCUGGCUGAGCUGGUUGACCCACGGUGGCCUGACCCGGGGUCUGAGUGGCUCUACUCUGUGCCAUGGGGUUUCAGACGUCUACUCAAUUUUGUCAAGACUCAGUAUGGAAACCCGAUGGUUUAUGUGACCGAGAAUGGAGUCUCUGAGAAGAUGCAGUGCACUGAGUUGUGUGAUGACUGGAGGAUACAGUACUUUAAGGACUACAUCAAUGAGAUGCUGAAAGCUAUUAAGGAUGGAGUCAAUGUGAAGGGCUACACCGCGUGGUCCCUGCUGGACAAGUUUGAGUGGGAUGAAGGCUACUCUGAGAGGUUUGGCCUGUACUACGUGGACUUCAGGAACAAAAACAAGCCUCGUUAUCCAAAAGCUUCUGUCCAGUUUUACAAACGUGUCAUCAGCUCCAAUGGCUUUCCCAACCAAAGAGAGGUUGAGAACUGGAGGAGGAAGGCUAUUGAGACCUGUUCUUCCAGCAACCAGCUCCUCGCUGCAGACCCUCUGACCAGCCACAUGGAGAUGGUUACUGAGAUUGUUGUUCCCACUGUGUGCACACUCUCCAUUCUGCUAAGCGCCAUCUUCCUCAUGUUCCUGCUGCGAAGGCGGAACUAAAAAGGAGCUCUCACAGUGUGCAUGUU